Silurus meridionalis is the source of this 1256-nucleotide messenger RNA. RefSeq names its product synaptogyrin 2b (gene syngr2b). Gene Ontology annotation, cellular component: neuromuscular junction; synaptic vesicle membrane. The transcript has 4 exons. The record is from RefSeq and is a predicted model, not a curated record. The coding region runs from base 227 to 943 and encodes 238 amino acids. NCBI's taxonomy places the organism in Eukaryota, Metazoa, Chordata, Actinopteri, Siluriformes, Siluridae.
CCGAGUCAAACCCUGUGACUCGCUGAAAAGAUCCGGAAUUCCCAUCACUGCCUGGGAUACAAGUUACGAAGUUGCCUUUUCUCGUAACGUGUCUUAAAGGGAGGUUCUUACAGCAAUUUCACUUCUAGAAAACAAAAGAAGGGAAGAGAAAAGUGUAGGAAAUCUGCACCGCCGUUUAUUUAAAGCGAAACAAAGCCGAAAGUCUUUUUGACCGUGUGAGUUAGUCAUGGAGUCGGGUGAGCCCACUGCAUACGGAGCCUCUUUAGCCGGAGGAUCUUUCGAUUUCUUUAAGUUUAUCAAACAACCACUAACUAUCGUACGAUUUCUCAGCUGGGUGUUUGCCAUUGUGGUUUUUGCCACCAUAACAGCAGAGGGCUAUAUCAAUUCAAAAGAUUCGUCACAGGUGGUCUGCAUGUUCAACCAAAACGACGGCGCCUGCAAUUAUGGAGUGGGCAUCGGGAUCAUCGCCUUUUUCGCCAGUAGCGCCUUCCUCUUCGCCGAUGCCUAUCUUCCCUUCAUGAGCAGCGCACAAGAGAGGAAGCGUCUUGUGAUGGCAGAUCUGGGGUUCUCAGGGGUCUGGACAUUUCUGUGGUUUGUGUGUUUUUGCGUCUUGGCUAAUCAGUGGUCAAAAACCACUGACAGACUUUUAAUCCCUGUUGAUGCAGCUCAAGCUACCAUUACCUUCUCCUUCUUCUCUUUCGCUGCAUGGGGUGUGUUGACCUAUUUGGCCCUGAUGAGAUUUCGCCAAGGUGUUGGAAACAUCGGUCAAGGCUUUUCGGAAUCUGGUCCGGAUCACACCUCUCCAUACCAGGGAUCCACAAUCUCUCAUGAUUCCUCGCCAUACCCGCCUACUACUUACCCCUCAGACCUUUACCAGCAGCCCCCCUUCAUGGGUAAACCAGAGCCGAUUGGCAACAGUAACUACCAGCCACCAAGCUACUGACAAGAACAAGGGCCCUUCUUGAGAGAAAGUGAAAAGGGAUGAUUAAGUGUUCUGAUCAUAUGACACGCAGCAUGGAAGGAGCCUGUAAGAGCAGCAAAUGAGAACGCUUGUGUAUUGAUGGGCUCAGGCAUUCCUUGAAGUUGACUGGUUCUCCCAGUCACCAUGAAGUUAUUCUUUGUGCUUGCUUUCAGUGAUACACAGCCUUUCUGUGUUGCAAUUGUUUUUGUAUGUUUGUGUUGCCCAAAAAAAAUUUAUCAUUGAUUGCACAAAUGGUGCCUAAAUAUAAUGCAAGUAAUUGUGAGACUGCUGAAAA